This is a messenger RNA of Nothoprocta perdicaria, 915 nucleotides long. RefSeq names its product OCIA domain containing 2 (gene OCIAD2). The transcript is spliced from 8 exons. Lineage: Eukaryota; Metazoa; Chordata; Aves; Tinamiformes; Tinamidae. Bases 223 to 666 code for a protein of 147 amino acids. Gene Ontology annotation, cellular component: mitochondrial inner membrane. The record is from RefSeq and is a predicted model, not a curated record.
UUAGAAAUUCUAUCAGUCAGUAGUAGAUCUAGUCCAGUGACACGUUUUAUAUAACUCUCUGCACAGGCUUGAACAGGUCUUGAGCAGGUAAAUAUUGAACUUCAUAUAAGAACUGGAUACUUCGGCUUUUUACCUUUGUACCUAGCAGAAAGAAGCAUACAACACGCCACUCCUGCUGGCCAAGACUGCUAACAAAGAAGGAGGACAAGGGAGACAGAGGCAAUGUCUUCUGAAAUAACCCCAGAGAAAAAUCAAGCAGCCCCACUAAAGCAAGUUGGAUGGCCAAUGUUUUAUUGUCCCAUCUCACAAACUCAUGAUAAUGCAGAAAUUGCGAGAAUCCGUGAAGAAUGCAGAAGGGAAAGUUUCUGGUACAGAGCUCUUCCUUUGUCUCUUGGGAGCAUGCUUGUCACCCAGAGCCUAGUCUCGAAAGGCAUUUUCUCAGCAAACCCAAGGCUUGGGUCGUUACCUAAGAUGACAAUUGCCGGCAUCUUAGGUUUUGCCAUUGGAAAGAUGUCAUACAUAGGAGAAUGCCAGAAAAAGUUCCAGAAAAUUGGUAUUGCACCRUGUGGCCCAUCACAGAAAAGGCACUGUCAUCAUACUUGCAAAGAAUGCGAAAAAAAAAAGGGAUCAAAGGAGGAAGAGGGUCCAGUGCCUUCAACAGCGUAGUCUCAGAUGUGGUGAAGAUGAUAAAAAUCCUAUGAACAAGCUUCUUCUUACAAGACGAUGUUUUAUUGAGAAGAAAUCAAGUCUUUGGUUUGGUGUAAAUCAGCUCUUCUGGAAUAGCUGCAUAAUGUUUUUUGAAAACACCAAUUUCUUGCAAUGCGCUUUCAUUUUUUUCCCUUUCUCCYCUUUCUUCACAACAAGUUUUUUUCUCAUUUCKGUGUAAUUUAGCUCUUACUGCUGAGAAAUUAAAUU